AUGCGACCAGAUUUCAAACAAAACGAUGCGAUGACUGUUAUGCGUGUUGCUAGUACAACCAACUGUGACGUGCAGCAAAUGGCUCAAACGUGUGUGAUGAGUCGUGAUGUAGGAUCUGACGCAUCUUUUGAAGUGGAGAUAGACGGGGACUAUGUCGCUGGCACGUUACAAUGGUACAAAUACUACGUUGGAUUGCCACCACACUUCCACAGCUAUCAGCAAAGAUUGACAGCACCUGGAGGGAUCGACGAAAAUAUGCAUUUAACAGAAAAUGGAAAGAGACUAACGAUAUCACCGAUUAAAGAUGAUGAUUUUUACGAAACAAAAUAUUGGGCAGAACUGUCAGCAGCUGAGUUACAAACACAAGCCAUUGCACAAUACGAGAUUGAUGACGACCUCACAAACCCUAGACUGUUACGAGUAUACUUUAUAAUACAAAACCGGCCAGUAGAUUUUGGUCCAUUUUUACCUGGUGACAGUCUACACAUCAACUUAGCAGACCAUAUUACCAUUCCUAAAUCAGCGAUGGAGUUUGUGUGGAAAAAAAUGGUAUCUCCACUGAAAUACAUAAGUAUGGAGAAACCAGAGAACAAUGUGCUGGAUAUUCAGUACUUAAACAGGAGUGACUUUGGGAUAAUCAGCGUUCAAGUUUAUGGCAGCAAAGAAAACAUACCAGGGAGAGUACAGACUAUGGAGAAAAAUUUUAACAUUGCUUUAGAUGAAACCAAAUCCUGUAGUAGAUAUGCAGGCCAUAUUCAGUGUCAGUGUAAUUCUGGUUACCAUGGAGAUGGUUAUCAAUGCGCAGAUAUUAAUGAGUGUAUCCAUGGCAGUCAUCACUGUGUAACCAUGGCAAACUGCGUUAAUACAUUAGGAUCAUACAAUUGCGUUUGUCCGCCAGGUUACCAAGGUGAUGGUAGGAUUGAAUGUACAGAUGUGGAUGAAUGCAGUCAGCCUCAUUUACAUAACUGUGAUAUCAAUGCCAAAUGCACCAAUACUGAAGGGUCUUACAGUUGUGAAUGUACAGACGAUUACUUGGGCAAUGGUUUUGACUGUUUAG
Saccoglossus kowalevskii is the source of this 1057-nucleotide messenger RNA. RefSeq lists its product as uncharacterized. Lineage: Eukaryota; Metazoa; Hemichordata; Enteropneusta; Harrimaniidae. The record is from RefSeq and is a predicted model, not a curated record.